Messenger RNA from Anopheles stephensi (Asian malaria mosquito), 4235 nucleotides. RefSeq names its product putative homeodomain transcription factor (gene phtf). The record is from RefSeq and is a predicted model, not a curated record. The transcript is spliced from 6 exons. Gene Ontology annotation, cellular component: endoplasmic reticulum. The coding region runs from base 249 to 3359 and encodes 1036 amino acids. NCBI's taxonomy places the organism in Eukaryota, Metazoa, Arthropoda, Insecta, Diptera, Culicidae.
CUGCGCUGUCAAAACGCUGUCAGUGUGUGGGCAAAUGUAAACAAUAAUACGACCUUCAACUCUUCAUCGGGAAAAGGGAAAAACUUUCUCGUGGCCCAGCAAAACUGGAGUUCGAUGAACAGUUUAGAAUUGGCUUUCUUCUGCAACGGUACAAGCAACGCAGCACGCAACGUUGGCCUUUAGUGUUUCGGUGGCCACCAUAGGACGAUAAAGUGCAUCCGGCCGAAAUUUCACAUCGAUUGAGGAGCAUGCGCCUCGAUGCUUUGGUCGCAUGGUAUCAGAAGAAGAUCGGCACCUACGACAAGCAGCAAUGGGAGAAAACGAUCGAGCAAAAGAUACUGGCCGGCAUCAGCCAUCUGCCGCUGAAAAAUACCAAACUCAAGACCGAGCUGAUCGAUGUCGAUCUGGUGCGCGGUUCCACCUUCCCGAAAGCUAAAUCGAAACUGUCGAUCCUGACGGUGCUGUAUCUGGCCGCGCUGCGCAUUCUGCUGCUACCGGUUUACGCCCGCUGGUGGGUGCAGCAAACAUCGCCCGGCGUGUUCCUGCUUCUGCUCAUGCUCUACCUGCUGCAGAUGCUUAAUCUCGGCAUCUACAGCUACUGUUCGCGGUCGGCGCCCAGUGUCGCGGACGGUGAGCCAAAGGGGGCGACCACCGAGCCGGUCGAACAUAUCGUCACGAUAUCGGACUUUUUGAUUCCGCUCGCGCUCAGCCUGCUGUUGAGCGUCAUCCAUUCGCAGAUCGUUGCCACCGCCUCGAACAGCAACGGAUCGUCGUCGCUGUUUUCGUGCGGUAAGCUGUCGCAAAAGUGUUUCUCCCACGGUUCGACCGCUGCGGCGACCCCGGGUGCUGCCAGUACCGGUACCGGUACGUCCAUGUCCACGCCGGCCGGGAUUGGCGGGACGCUGAGUAAGAAGCAGCGCGAGCAACGCAUUCGCCGGAAGCGUCGCGUAAGGGCACACUCGGAAACGGCCCAAUCGGUACCGGGCGGGCGUGUGCCGACCGACGAUCGCGACCGAAAGAAAGCGUUCGCCAGUGUGGGUGGAUCGAAAUCGGCCACCAGUUCGCCGGCUCGGACAGCGCCGAAGAAGGGCGCGUGCAGUACGAGCAGCAGCACAAGCAGUGAUGCGGUGGAGCGCCACCAACACGAUCCAAUCGCUGAACCGGAGGAAGCGAACGCCGGAACGCCGGAGGCACUGCUUCGGGCGGACGAUCGUGCUCCAAACAUUCAUCGAACGGCUCCCGGUUCGCCCGUGGUGUCUGCCAUCGGUGUGACCAUCACGUCCACGAACAGUUCCAGUGACCAUUCGCCACCGAACGGACGACGAGGACGUGCCGGUGGUGAACGGGUGCGGUCGGAAGCGAUGUUCCUGCUACCGUCCGGGUUGCGCCGUCGGAACGUUAAUUGGGACCCGACUGUACGCCCGGACCGGGUACGCCCGACCGCGUCCCUGCUGGAACCGGUCGUGGACGACGAUGGGUUCGAAAGCUUAAACGGCAAAAGUUCCGGCGGUGAGGACAGUGUCGGUGUGAAUGGUGCGGUGCUGUUUCAGCAGGAUCACGGCCGCUACCGGAAGGGUCCGUUUGCAAACGACGACUGGCUUGCCGGCGGGACUGCCGGCGGCGAGAUAGAAUUCAACGAGCAUCAGUCCGAUUCCGACACGGACACGCUGAAAAACAGCAUCACGAACUACGGUGCCACCACCACCACCACCAUCCCAGAGCUGGACGGUUUGCUCGAUCCGCAGCGUAAGGAAAACGGAGCUGUGACGGACGUCGCCCAAAAGGACACGCAGGGCCCGGAAGGGAAGGAGGGCCGGGACCCGGUACAGCGGCAACGGCGCACCAAAGACACAAGUAAGCAGCAACGGCGCGCACCGAUCGACGGCGUGAAGCAUAGCGGAACGGACGAAAAGCUAGGGACGAGCUGCAGCGACGAGACGGACGAAGAGGACGAGUACGAUUUGCAUUCGCCGUCGCCGCCACACAUGCACCUACUGCACUCAUCGCCACCGCUUCAUCGCCACCAGCCGCCACCAGUACCGGUGCGGCCGUCGGUCGGCUCGUCGCCGCCGCCACCGCCGCCCCACCAUUUGCUUUACCUCCAUCGCCAUCCCGCAGUAGUAGCGCAGCCGGCGGUGGUGGUCCACCAUUCCGUUCAUUCGCUUCAUACGCAUCAGCAUCACUUUCACCAUUCGCCCUCCGUACUGACCGAAGGUGAGGAGUGCAGCUACAGCUCCGAGCUGGACCAUUCCGAUACGCAGAACGAACACUCGGACGACGACUACGAGCUGGAGGACGUACCGACGCUCAUACUCAAUCCGGCCUGCGGUGCAAACGAUCGCGUCAGCUGCACCAUCUGGGAGGCACGGGAAGCGAAGAAGGCGGAAAUGUCCGUGCUGGACAUUUCCUCCGCCAUCAUCGAGCGCGUGGAAGCGAUGCCGGAAUCGUGCGACUACGUGUACAUUGGCGUCGUGCUGAGCGUGUUCCUGUCGCUGGUGCCCGCCUUCUGCCGGCUGUGCGAGGCGACGGUCGACUCCACCAACUCGACCGAGGUGAACUUCCUCGACAUGCCGGUCAUCCUGUUCGAGAAGGCGUCCUUCUCGCUGCUGGCCGUGCUGCGGUUCGCGUUCGGCGAGAGUAGCUGGGAGCGGUUUGUGCUGGUGCUCGGCUUUCUGCUACGGCUCGUGCUAACCUUCCUGGUGUUUUUCCUGCUCGCCGUGGCGGAGCGCACCUUUAAGCAGCGCUUUCUGUACGCGAAACUGUUCUCGCAUCUGACGUCCUCCCGGCGGGCGCAAAAGUCCGGCAUUCCGCACUUUCGGCUGAACAAGGUGCGCAACAUUAAGACGUGGCUGUGCGUCCGUUCGUACCUGAAGCGGCGCGGGCCGCAGAACUCGGUGGACGUGAUCGUGUCGGCCGCGUUCAUCAUCACGCUGCUGCUGUUGGCGUUUCUGAGCGUGGAAUGGUUGAAGGAUUCGGUCCACUUGCAUUCGCAGUUUAAUCUCGAGGCGCUCGCCUGGUCCUGUGCGUUUGGCACGUUUCUGCUGCGCUUCAUGACGCUCGGCACGAAGAUCAACAAGAAGUACAAGAGCGUGUCGGUGCUGAUCACGGAGCAGAUCAAUCUCUACGUUCAGAUCGAACAGAAACCAAAUAAAAAGGACGAGCUGAUGAUAUCGAACAACGUGCUCAAGCUGGCGGCUGACCUCCUCAAGGAGCUGGAAUCUCCGUUCAAAAUCUCCGGUCUCAGUGCAAACCCGUAUCUCUACACCACCGUGAAGGUGGUCAUACUGUCCGCCCUCUCCGGGGUGCUGAGUGAAAUGUUAGGCUUCAAGCUGAAACUUCACAAAAUUAAAAUUAAGUAGAACCGAUAACCCCGAACCGAAGUGGCUGUGGCCAGGUGCUCGGGUUCGAUCGGGUGUUCCGACGAUGUGAUGAUGUAGUUGCAGCUGUAUGUACGGUGGUGUUCGUGUAGUUGCCCAGAUGGGUGUAGAAUGUUAAACACUUGUAAUGCUCCUCCAUACUUAGCAUGGAAGAUACUCACCUUAAAGUAAACCCUUAUACCUGACUAGACGGGCGGGUGGCGAGCGUCUUGGGACGCACUCCUCCAAGUCACCGCCACCCUCCAAGCCUGCAGAUUCUCAAGCCUCAAGAUUUCUCGUUCCAAAGUUCCAAAAACAGCGGUAGCGUCGUAGCCGUAAGUGUGCACUAGUGGAACCGUAAGUAGUAAUAGAAGCGCGCUAGUCUUAAGGAAGUUUGCAGCACCGUCGCCAUGCUCGAGAAACGUACAGCGUGUUAGUCCAGAAAGGGAAAACAUUUAACGAGUAGCGGCAAACGCACGAUCCGUUGAUCCGGUAGUGUAGCGAGUUCGCUGUUCGGUGGGCCGUUGAUUGGUGGGCAAAGUUAGAGAACUGAUGUAGCGUUAGUUUUGUUUUUACGGCAUAGUACAAGCGCACACCACGUCGGAUGGGAAGGAAGAGUUUAUUGCAAAUGUUACAACAUUGGACAGGUCAUGGAACGGCUUCACCAGGACCAGGACUUUUGUGUGUUGAGGUUAGGUAUUUGAAAAGAUUGUGGGACUGUGUGUGUGUGUGUGUAAGUGUCUGUUAUACGUAGAGGAAAAGGCAAUUGGCCAACCGUUUUGGCCUGUAAGAAAAAUGUUUAAUCAGCAGAACUAGGUUUUGCUAUAUUUUAGCUCGAAAAUUAAAAUCUUAAACCGUGAGCCACACCACACGCGGCGA